GGAGAUAAGUACAUACCUCUAUACUUCAUACCAUAUACACAAGUUUGAAUAUUAUAUGAAAUUUUGAUUAAUUCAGGAAACCAUUUCCAGCAAAAAAAUUGUCAUGCCAAUAACAAAAGAGCAAGUUAACCAAAUCAUAGCAUCUCAUGCUAUCGUGAUAUUUUCCAAGACCAAUUGUCCAUAUUGUAAAAUAGCUAAACAGGUGUUUGACAAUUUGCAAAAAGAAUAUACUGCUAUCGAGUUGAAUGAGAGGGACGAUGGUGUUGAAAUCCAAACUAUAUUGGGUGAAAUGACCGGAGCUAGAACAGUACCUAGGGUGUUUGUGAAUGGAGUAUGCUUAGGAGGUGGGACAGAUAUAAAGAAAUUAUAUGACAAUGGAGAAUUGCAAAAGAUGUUUUAAUAUAUUACUUUUGUAUCAAUCAUUGGCUAU
Eufriesea mexicana is the source of this 430-nucleotide messenger RNA. RefSeq names its product glutaredoxin-C4. The record is from RefSeq and is a predicted model, not a curated record. NCBI's taxonomy places the organism in Eukaryota, Metazoa, Arthropoda, Insecta, Hymenoptera, Apidae. The coding region runs from base 104 to 400 and encodes 98 amino acids. Gene Ontology annotation, biological process: cellular response to oxidative stress. Gene Ontology annotation, cellular component: cytoplasm. Gene Ontology annotation, molecular function: glutathione disulfide oxidoreductase activity. The transcript is spliced from 3 exons.